Messenger RNA from Abrus precatorius (Indian licorice), 2415 nucleotides. RefSeq lists its product as uncharacterized. The transcript has 9 exons. Gene Ontology annotation, molecular function: ATP hydrolysis activity. Bases 171 to 2177 code for a protein of 668 amino acids. NCBI's taxonomy places the organism in Eukaryota, Viridiplantae, Streptophyta, Magnoliopsida, Fabales, Fabaceae. The record is from RefSeq and is a predicted model, not a curated record.
ACCAAACCAAACCAGAAGAUACCUCAAAAUGGUUGUGGCCUCUCCCUCGAAUGUAAAAUCCCACAUAACAGAAGAUACCUCAGAAUCUUCUAUUUUCUCUCUCUUCUCUUAUUUAUCUUUCGACAAUAAUAACAACACACAUAACAGAAAAACGGAAGAAAAGAAAGAGAAUGAGAGCGCUUAACUCGUCCCACGUGGUUCUCAUAGAUCUUCACUACCACCACGUUCCCUCCUCAACUCUCGCUUACCUCAAAAACUCUCAUUUCAUAUCCUCUCUCCGUCGCUCUCGAACCAACCCAAUUCGAUGUUCCGUCUCGCCCGCGAUUCGCCGUCCCUCCGAUCGCUUCCAUUCCGGAAAUGCCUCUUCGCCGUCCACUUCCCGCCCCGAAGCUGCAACGGAGCUCAACCUCUUUCUGGAAUUGCUCCCUCUCAAGAUGCGAAGGGAAUUGUAUCGCCAUCGCGAAAUUGGAGGCCUCAUAGAGGUCGUCAUGGAUUUAGGUAGAAAACCUCUCGCCAGGUUCCCUUCCGGUGACUGGAUCAUCUCCGAACAACCAAUUAAGCACGAAGAUUUACGCCACGCCAUUUCCAAGGUUGGUGAGUUUUCUGAUGAUAACCGAUCGGGUAUUGAUAGGUCUUUGCAUCGGAUAAGUGCGAUUCGGAAUCGUAAAAUGCAAAUCAUUGGGCUUACUUGUCGAGUGGGUAGAGCCGUGAGUGGCAGUGCUGAAAUCAUACGUGAUUUGGUUGAGGAUGGAGGUUCUAUAUUGGUUAUUGGACCUCCUGGAGUGGGUAAAACUACUCUGAUUAGAGAGAUUGCUAGGAUGCUGGCAGAUGAGUUCAGGAAGCGUGUUGUGAUAGUGGAUACGUCCAAUGAAAUUGGAGGUGAUGGAGAUGUUCCUCAUGAAGGCAUAGGCAGGGCAAGGCGGAUGCAAGUUCCAAACGUAAACAUGCAGCAUCAUGUUAUGAUUGAAGCAGUUGAAAAUCAUAUGCCUGAAACCAUUAUAAUUGAUGAAAUUGGAACUGAGCUUGAAGCAUUGGCAGCCAGUACCAUUGCUCAAAGAGGAGUUCAAUUGGUUGGAACGGCACAUGGAACAUCCAUUGAAAACAUAAUAAAAAAUCCCUAUCUUCAGAUUCUUGUUGGUGGCAUAGAGAGCGUAACCCUUGGGGAUGAGGAAGCCAGGAAAAGGAAAGUGCAGAAGACAAUUCUUGAAAGGAAAGGACCUCCUACAUUUACAUCCGCUGUUGAGAUGAUAUCUAAAACUGAAUGCCGUGUUCAUCAUAGAUUAGAUGCAACUGUGGAUGCCAUUUUGGCAGGUAAACCUCCAUUAUUUGAAAUCCGACAAUGGGAUGAUUAUGCCAGUGAUUUGGUCAAAUAUGCUCCAGUGCCUGAAAAAGAUCAUGAAGAACCAUCUGAUUUAACUAACAAUAAUAAUAUCAUGGGCUCUGACAUAGAACCUGGUAAGGUUGAUAAAGACCAUCCUCGUACUUGGUCGAAGAAGUGGAGUACUAGUGAAUCUGUGAUCAAGAGGAGUUCACCAAUGCAAGUUUAUACUUACAAGAUUCUUGAAGCUGAUCUACUACAAGUGGCAAAAGUAAUGGGUCUGGAAGAUGUAAUAGAUUUGACCGAUGACAUUGGAACUGCUGAUGCAAUUCUAGCAACCAGUUCUGAGAUACGUCAAAACCCGUGGAUCCGUGGUGUGGCCAAAUUCCACCGCUUGCCUGUUUUUGUCAUCAAGUCCAAUACCAUGGCGCAAAUGGUCAAGGCAGUGCGUAUGAUCCUUGGGCUAGACUCCAUUGACUCUACACCAAAGAAGCCAUUAAACGACUCUCUGGAUAUUGAAAUUGAGGAUGAUGAACCGAAACGAAAGCCGUCUCUGGAAGAGAUUGAUGCGUUGGAGGAGGUCCGGCUUGCAAUAGAGUACAUAGUGAUUCCUGGUGGAGAGCCUGUGGAACUUCUUCCUAGACGUUCUGAAAUUAUUGCUCGGCAGCUUGAACUUGUGCAAAGUUAUCAGUUGGCUGCUGAAAAUUCAGGUACCGAACAAAACCCCAGGUUGCAGAUUCUUCCCUUGAGGCUGAAUCCCAAAAAACCCUCUAAAUCUAGUUCUGUUGCCCGCAAGAAAACUACUGAUGAUGGCGGCAAUGGUACCACUGUUACCAGGCUUCCUAUUUUGCCCGAAUGAUUAAAAUUAUUCUCCGAUUCUAACAUAUUUUCACUUCACUGGUUUGUACAUGAAACAUGUACAGUCAUGCAAGUGGUGUAAAUAAUUUAUUUAAUGUCAAAGAGCUUGUAGCUCAAUUGGGGUGUGGUGACAUUUUUGACGGAAGUUUGAUCCUCCGCCAAGCUACCCAUUCCUGUACCUAGUCCUUGUAUCUCCAUUAUAUAUAAACAAAUUCAUCAACAGACAAUGCAAUGAUUUU